AUGGUGUGCGUAUACUGCUGCGAAAGCUUUGACGAUCCCAGCGAGUACCGGACGCACCAGGCCGCGGAGCAUAGCGACUUCCACGUGGACACCGCGUUCGCGCACGUAUUUAACAACUACACGGAGUACCUCAAGGUCGAUUGCGUGGACCUCGCCUGUAGGCUGUGUUCCAAGCGUUUCGACACGCCCAACACGAUCGCCGAGCACCUUGUGGCCGCGCAUGACCGCGCGAUCAACCUGGACUUUGAGAUCGGCAUGCAAAUUUUCAAGCUCGGCGCCGAGAGGUGGGUCUGCGCGAUAUGCCACCUCAAGCUGCCGUGUUUGCGCUCCCUCAGCCGCCACACGAGCUGCCACUAUCACAAGUUCACGUGCGAGACCUGCGGCAAGUCGUACGUGAACCGGGAGAAUCUGACGCGCCACAUUGCAUACGGGCACAGCGUGUUCAAGAUCUGCAUACGCUGCAAGAAGAAAUUUCCCAGCUGCGAGGCGAGACGCGAACACGUUUUGGCCACUAAGGCCUGCUGGCCGUUGUGCUGCAGCCUCUGCGGCCAGAGGUUUGCCAAUCGCCGCUCCAAACUCGACCACCUAGACAAGGUCCACGCGCAACCGCCGAAGACCUACACAUGCCCCGAGUGCGGGGAGUCCUUCGAUAAGUGGCGCAUGUACCGCUCUCAUUUCGUCGUAACGCACACGUCGAACAACUACGCGUGCGCAUUUUGCGAGCAAAAGUUCGACAACAAGAGGGGUCUGCUCGACCAUCGGAUAAUCCACACGAAGGAGAAGGCGUUCCCGUGCACGAUCUGCACCAAGUCGUUCAGCAGGAAGAAGAAUCUGAUGCAGCACAUGUGGAUCCACAGAGAGCAAAAGCGGUUUGAGUGCACGAAGUGCAACAAGCAGUUCAACCAGCGCGUGAGCUGGAAGACUCACAUGAAGUCUUACCAUCCAGAUCUAGUUGACUUU
Molecule: messenger RNA, 960 nt
Organism: Iphiclides podalirius (scarce swallowtail)
Lineage: Eukaryota; Metazoa; Arthropoda; Insecta; Lepidoptera; Papilionidae
Source: the annotation of a GenBank genome assembly